Molecule: messenger RNA, 1002 nt
Organism: Maudiozyma saulgeensis
Lineage: Eukaryota; Fungi; Ascomycota; Saccharomycetes; Saccharomycetales; Saccharomycetaceae
Source: the annotation of a GenBank genome assembly
AUGAUUACUUGUCUUUUGAGGGUUCGCAAUACGUCUAUUGUAACUAGGGGAGCACUACAUAUACGAUACCUAUCAACGUCACAACCAUUAUUAAAUACAAGUUCCUCUCCUUUGGGGAUCGAUCGUUCUGUGGAAUCCAAUAUUGUAUCAGAAACUAAUAGGCUCGCUAGAGGUGGUAAGAAAUUUUGGGAAAAUGUUACAUUAUCUGUUACACCAGAUAAAAAAAUUCAAGUGGAGUUAGAUUCUAAACCAAUCAAGACACCUUUAGGUAACAAAUUAGCAUUUGAUGAAAAUAAGAAACUUUUGGCUUUGCUUUUACAAAAAGAAUGGGAGGCUUUAUCUGAAUCUACGGUCAAGCAGUAUGCCUUACCUCUGACAUCAUUGGUCUCAAGAUGUAUUGACCUUGAAACUACAAAUGGCCCAAAUAGUGAUGCUGAACUACGAACUAAAAUUGGAGGCGAUAGGUCUGCUAUUAACAAAGAUUUAUUAAGAUAUCUGGAUACCGAUACAUUAUUAGUAUUUUCCCCAAGAGAUGAAUAUGAAGGAGGUCUAAGAGCCGCUCAAAAUGAAUUGUAUUUACCAAUUAUUAAGUCUGUGGAAGAAUUUUUAACAAAAAAUUAUGCUGAUAUUCAUACCGCUAUAUCACUGAGAGUAUUAGAUGCAGAUAUCCAUGGGCUAAGGGGUAACGAACAGAAUCAAUUUACAAAAAUUGCAGCUACAAAAUAUUUGAACUCUCUCUCUUUAUGGGAUCUGGCCGUAUUCGAAAAAACAGUUCUAUCCACCAAAUCUUUCAUCUGUGGUAUUUUAUUAUUGCAAAAUAAAACUAAACAUAAUAACAUUAAUAAUCUAAAAUAUGCUGUCGAUGAUAUUGUUAGAGCAUCUACUUUAGAGAUUAUAUAUCAGACGGAACGAUGGGGCGAAGUUGAAGACACUCAUGAUGUGAGUAAACGCGACAUAAAACGUAAUGUUAACGCUGCAUCUAUAGUUGCAUUUAAUAAAUAA